Messenger RNA from Habropoda laboriosa, 993 nucleotides. RefSeq names its product RNA polymerase II degradation factor 1. The coding region runs from base 1 to 993 and encodes 330 amino acids. The transcript has 4 exons. Lineage: Eukaryota; Metazoa; Arthropoda; Insecta; Hymenoptera; Apidae. The record is from RefSeq and is a predicted model, not a curated record.
AUGGCACAGUGGAUCAGCUUCGUUCUGCUCGUCGUGACGGCGACGAUCGUGUUACCGAUGUACACGAAAGUUUCAGUGAUGCUAGACCCCUACGGGAAUCCCAUAGUCUUUCUACGAGAGAAGAGGACAGCCGUACAACCGUAUCCACAUAGAGCGAUGAUGUUCACCGGCUACUACAGACCCGUUCGACGUUCGAGUCACGGUGGUCAGGCAACAGGCGUGUUCGCGCAAGGAAACGCCGUUAGCGGCGAGGCCUUUUUCGGCGGCAUGCAGGCGCCACACUUGAAGAACGGACCGGAACCGAUCGAGGAACCGGAAGUCUCGAGCGCUGAGGCCCAGGCGGCGCCAGCGCCAGAAGAUUCUUAUAACGGGGACGAGCAGCACCAAGUCCAACAGGAGGAGGAGUACCAGCCUGAAGAUCAGCAUGCGCAGGAUGGACACCAUCCUCAGGAGGAGCCACAGUUGCCUCAGGACGAACAGCAUAAUCAAGAAGAGGAGGAACCGCAUCAUCAUAAGCAGCAUAGUGUCUUCACUCCUCAGGAGCAACCAGAACCAGUUCCCGUGUUCACCACAGUGGCAUCUCCAGUCACUCCACCAGCCGAAGAGUCAGUCUACACCAACACAGAAGCCGCCGUGAAUCGCCCAAAGGUCCAUCCGGGAAAGAAGGCCAAGAAGCCUCCGGUAGUCGUAGACGACGACGAAGAGGACGACGAAGAAGACGACGACGAGUUGUCUAUUCCCUCUUUCGUACCGCUCAAAGGCAAUCGUCGCAGACAAAACUACCCGAAUUUGAACAACUUCUUCCCCAUGGUGUUCAGCUUCCCCGGGGCGUCAACCAGACAAGGAUCUCAGGGUGGAUCUCCCCCUGGAGCGGUGACUGCCAUCGCUAACAGUUACUCCACUGGAAAAGGCGGCGUAGCUAGUUCUGUGGCCACUGCUUACGGUGGAUCUCCCAACGGGAAAAAACGGCGCACGCCGACGUCCGAAGAGUAA